CUCUACGCUUGGGACCAAACAAAAGCUGAGCAUGUGUUGCACUGUGUUUAUGGCUAUUUGACUUUGAGAGAGGCUUCCAGACUGACCACUGACUUUGUGAAGAGCAGGACUCAAACCAACAUUCAGACUCAGCACCCUCUACUGUUCUUGAUAGGCACUGCAGUUGUGGCGUGCCCAGUAAUCACGCAACGCAAUGGCCCAAUAUGAUCAACUGGACGAUAAGGACUCGUUGGAUUUCCAUGACAACCCUCCAGCCCCGGACAAUGUGGUGAAAGAGGAGGACAAUACGCUCUAUUUCAUCUAUGAUGAAGAAGUGGAAGAAGAGGAGAAGGAGGAACCGCCUCCCCCUGAGCCGGUCAAGCCGGUCAACGACAAACCGCACAAGUUCAAGGACCACUACUGCAAGAAGCCCAAAUUCUGUGACGUCUGCGCCCGCAUGAUAGUCCUCAAUAAUAAAUUUGCUCUGAGAUGCAAAAACUGCAAGACGAACAUUCACCAUCAGUGCCAAUCCUACGUGGAGUUUCAGAAAUGCUUCGGUAAAAUUCCUCCAGGUUUCAGACGGGCGUACAGCUCCCCACUCUACAGCAGUCAGCAAAAUGCUACAGUCAGCCAGCUGCUCCCCUUCUCCCAGUCCAAUCGCACUGAUCCCGUGUUUGAGACCCUGCGUGUGGGAGUCAUCAUGGCCAACAAGGAGCGCAAGAAGGGUUCAGAGGACAAGCAUAAGAUGAUGAUGAUGAUGAUGGAAGAAGAAGACUCCCAGCCUAAAGAAGAUGAGGUAGGAGAGGGAGCAAAUCAAGAUCACCAGGGGGACAAGAAAGGGGACAAAGCUGCUGCUGAUGACAAGACAAAGAAGCCCCAGCCGGGCAAACUUGGUGUGUUCUCCCAAACUCACUAUUACCUCGCCCUGUACCGCUUCAAAGCUGUGGAGAAAGACGACUUGGACCUGCACCCUGGAGACCGUAUCACUGUGAUUGAUGACUCCAAUGAGGAAUGGUGGAGGGGUAAGUUUGGAGAGAAGUCAGGCUUCCUUCCAGCCAACUACAUCAUCCGUGUACGCUCAGGAGAGAGGGUGUACAAAGUGACCCGCUCGUUUGUGGGCAACAGAGAGAUGGGGCAGAUCACCCUGAAGAAAGACCAGAUUGUGGUGAAGAAGGGAGAGGAAGUGAACGGCUAUCUGAAGGUCAGCACUGGGCGCAAGCUGGGCUUCUUCCCCGCAAACCUGCUGCAGGAGAUCUGAGCUGGACUCUCAGAUACAGUACUGUACAGCCCACUGGAAAGGAGAGGUGCAAACGCACACCAAAGUCGAGGUGCAGGCAACUAAGUUUAAAGCUUAUGGAGAGAGAGAGAGAGAUGGCGCACACUCCAAGUUAUAAGUACGUU
Molecule: messenger RNA, 1380 nt
Organism: Sardina pilchardus (European sardine)
Lineage: Eukaryota; Metazoa; Chordata; Actinopteri; Clupeiformes; Clupeidae
Product: SH3 and cysteine-rich domain-containing protein 3-like
Exons: 13
Coding region: 194-1237 (347 amino acids)
Biological process (GO): positive regulation of voltage-gated calcium channel activity; positive regulation of protein localization to plasma membrane; skeletal muscle contraction
Cellular component (GO): extrinsic component of cytoplasmic side of plasma membrane
Molecular function (GO): protein binding
Source: RefSeq, a predicted model, not a curated record